UGUAUAUUCUAUUCAAGUGUCACCUUAGGUACAUGACUUGUAUAAAGUUGCGUUUCAUGCUUGUUCCCGUAUUUUGUUGAAAAAAAGGAAACGAUGUUGGCGAUACUCAUUUUUGGACUGUUCCUUGGUGGAAGUUUGGCACAGCAAUGUGGCAUCCCCCAAUACGCUGCUAGCCGAGUCAUUGGUGGUAAUAAUGCCCGGCCAGGAUCCUGGCCAUGGCAAGUUGCUAUCUACUACAACAACAGAUUCCAUUGUGGAGGAUCUUUGGUCAAUGCGAAAUGGCUCGUGACAGCUGCUCAUUGCGUAGAAAGGACAUCCAUGAGUGGAUUCACUAUUGUCUUGGGUGAGCACCAUCGCCAGCAACGUGAAGGAACUGAGCAGGAAUUCAAAGUGAUACGAGCAUUUACACACCCACAAUACAACAAACAACCUAUGGAUAGUGACAUUGCUCUGAUGAAAUUAAACAGACCAGUCCAGUUUAACAACAGAGUGCAACCAGUUUGCUUGCCAACAAGCUACAGCCAUCCCCGUCCUGGUAGCAUCUGCUACAUCACUGGUUGGGGAAAGACAUCACACCCUGGGUCUGCAUCCACCGUUCUCCAACAAUCACCUCUUCCAGUGGUCGACAAUAGGAAAUGUCAUGCACUUAACAAGCCAAGCACACGAAUUGGUAUAACUGGCAACAUGCUUUGUGCUGGAUUUGGGCCUAACGAUAUUCGUAGCGGUUGCCAUGGAGAUAGCGGUGGCCCAUUCGUAUGCAGAAGUGGCAGCCAAUGGGUCCUCCACGGAGCAGUAAGCUGGGGCUCGGGACGUUGUUCAACACGUGAUGCAUACACUGUUUUCGCUAGAGUCACAAAUUUCGUGCGCUGGAUAAACAUGUACAUCAAGUACUAGAUCAAUUAGUCUUGAAUGAAUCAAACAUAUAGCAUCAUAAUUCUUGGCAUCUUAGCAUAUAGAAAUUCAGGAAUGAAGCUAUUUAAAAAUA
Molecule: messenger RNA, 985 nt
Organism: Rhopilema esculentum
Lineage: Eukaryota; Metazoa; Cnidaria; Scyphozoa; Rhizostomeae; Rhizostomatidae
Source: RefSeq, a predicted model, not a curated record